AUGGCUCCCUCGGCCAUCGACGAGCCCGCCAUCAAGGCGCCUGAACAAAAGACAUACCCUUCCGCCAAAAUCUUCCCCGUGAAGGAGACGCGCUUCGAGAAUUUUAUCGAACCUUCAACAGAUGGACGGGAUCGCGCAUUGAAGCAGUCCGACGGCGCGGCCAUCGUCAUCGAUAAUGGAUCCUCCGCCGUGCGCGCCGGUUGGUCAUUUGACUCGAAGCCAAGAUUCAGCAUCCCUCCGAUUAUGGCCAAGUAUCGCGACCGAAAACUGGGCAAGACCUUUUCUUUCGCCGGGUCCGACUGCUAUGCCGACACGACCGCACGAGGCCAUAUUCGAAGCGCAUUUGAGGUUGGUACAGGAAUCGUUAGCAACUGGGAUGUGAUGGAGCACGUCCUCGAUUAUGUCUUUCUCAAGCUGGGCAUGAAUGAUGCGGAUGGUGCCAUUGAAGUUCCCAUUGUCAUGACAGAGGCUGUUGCCAAUCUUCCGUACUCUAGGAAAUCUAUGACCGAGAUUAUCUUCGAGUGCUACGGUGCGCCUUCGCUGGCCUACGGAAUCGACUCCCUCUUUUCAUACAGGCACAACAAGGGCAAGACCGGUCUUGUGGUCUCGUCAUCUUACACAUCGACCCACGUUAUUCCUGUUUACAACUCCAAAGCUCUCCUUGGCCAGGCUACACGCUUGAACUGGGGAGGUUACCACAACGCCGAGUACCUUCUCAAGCUCAUAAGACUCAAAUACCCAGCCUUCGCUGGCAAGCUUAACGUGUCACAAGCAGAACACAUGCUUCGAGAUCAUGGCUAUGUAUCCAAAGAUUACGAUGACGAACUCGCUAGCUAUCUCGACUGGACAGGCCUAGAGGAUCGUGAUAUUGUCAUGCAAUAUCCCUUUACAGAAGAAGUGAUUAUACAGAAGAGCGAAGAAGAGCUAGCUCGGAUAGCGGAGCGCAAGAAGGAGAGUGGUAGAAGACUACAACAACAGGCGGCAAAGAUGCGCCUGGAGAAGCUGAUGAAGAAAGAACAGGAUCUGGAAUACUACAAGAGUGUUCAAAGAAACAUCACAGAUGCAACCAAAAAGGAGAUCCGACGCCAGCUUGACAGUAACGACCUGAAGGACGAGAAUCAGUUGGAAAAGAUCAUCAAGGAUUUAGACAAGGCUAUCAAGAAGGCCCGGACAAAGGAUGUUGGUGGCGACCCAGAAGAAGAGCAAGAACAACCCAAUUUUGAUCUCCUCGAUAUCCCUGAUGAUCAACUCGAUGAAGCCCAGAUCAAGCAGAAACGCCAGCAGCGUCUACUCAAGUCAAACCACGAGGCUCGUGCCCGCGCAAAGGCCGAAAAGGAGGCUGAGAAGGCUCGUGUCAUUGAAGAAGAGCGUGCCGACACUGAACGACGAGAGAAUGACCUCGAGAACUGGCUCGAUGAGAAGCGCCAACGUCGCGCCGAGACCCUGCAGAAGAUGAAAGAGCGCGAGAGAUUAAAGCAGGACCUUGGUAACCGCAAAUCACUCGCUUCGCAAAUCCGCAUGAAGAGUAUUGCCAACCUAGCCUCGGAUGCGCCUACCAAGAAGAGACGGCGUGGCGGCGACGACGACAAUUUCGGUGCCGACGAUGAUGACUGGGGUGUCUAUCGCCAAAUUGCCGUGGGAGAUAACAGCGACGACGAGCACGAGGAGGAAGAUCUUAACUCGACACUCAAAUCGCUAGAGCAAGACCUUUUGCGAUACGACCCCGACUUCGAGUACGAGAACACCCAUGACGCUCAGUCCGACUGGUCCAAAUCUCUCCUGCAUGCCUUUAUGCGAGGACCUCGACCCUUCGACCCCUCAUCACAAGCCGAGCUCAGUCAGAUCCAUCUCAACGUCGAGCGCAUCCGUGUCCCUGAGGUUGUCUUCAGGCCCUCAAUUGCUGGCGUUGACCAGUCAGGCAUUAUCGACAUUGCCGGCGACAUCCUCAACCAGCGUCUUGGCAGCGUUCCCAACCGUGAUGAUUUCCUCCGUGAUAUCUUCUUGACAGGCGGUAACACCCUGUUCCAGAAUUUUGAUGAUCGCGUCCGUGACGGUUUACGCGCUCUACUCCCCGCCGAUUCACCCCUGUCUGUGCGUCGCGCCGAAGAUGCUUUGCUAGAUGCUUGGAAGGGUGCUGCUGGAUGGGCAGGAUCGUCUGCUUGGAAGACAGCAAAGAUCUCCAAAGCAGAAUACCAAGAAAAGGGACCGGAAUAUAUCAAGGAACACGACAUGGGCAACUCAUAUGCGUAA
Messenger RNA from Fusarium sp. VM40, 2250 nucleotides. NCBI's taxonomy places the organism in Eukaryota, Fungi, Ascomycota, Sordariomycetes, Hypocreales, Nectriaceae. The record is from the annotation of a GenBank genome assembly.